ACACAGGUGUCUUAGGUGUUGAUGGCAGACUAAUGAGUGGGAAAAUAGAAGGUCCAGAGGUACUGCAGCUUGGUGCUGUGAGUGUCCCCAGUGGGCUGAGUAAUGACUUGAUAUAUGCCUCCACUUCUUCAGCCUCGCACUCCACAUCAGUGCUUGCUUUCUUUGGUGGUGAUGUGCAGGACUACCCAGAGAAUAUGCUUGCUCACCGUGACAACAAGCACUAUGUUGAAUGGUCACUGACAAGUGUAGCAGCAUUACUUGCUACAAAGUUUCCAACACAUCAUAUUUUUGUUGUCAAACCUAACAGGAUGGAAAGGAAAACCUUCAGCUGCUUUGAUAACUUUGUGGAAAGCAAUAGUGUGGGUGCACCAACGCACCAGCCUGGCACUGCAGCUACAACUCAUCUUGCCUUCCUUAUAUCAGAAGGACUUAAGAAAGUACAAUUUAGAAAGGGCUACCACUUACCUGAGGAAACUGAUGAUGGUAUUUUACCACAUCCACAUUUGCAGAGUAAUGAAGAACAAGACUUGCAGCAGUGCACAAAAGAGACCUCAACAUGCUUUCAACAAAACUCUGAUGCUAACUCAUCUGAUGAAUCUAAUGUUGAAAUAAAUGACAUAACACUUAUUGGCUUCAGCAAAGGAUGUGUUGUAUUGAAUCAGUUAAUAACAGAAUUCCAUUCAAUGACUACUGUUAAGAAAUUAGAAGAUCAAGUUCACAAAAACUUUAUAAGCAAGAUUCAUAACAUGUAUUGGUUAGAUGGAGGUCAUGCAGGUGGUAGCAAGACAUGGAUUACGGCACCUGCCAUCUUAAAGUCUCUUGCUGCUUUAAAGCACAUAAAUAUCUUCAUACAUGUUACUCCUUAUCAGGUACGAGAUGAGCAAAGACCAUGGAUAAGAAAGGAAUGUAAAGCAUUUUAUGACAUCUUGCGUAGAGCAGGAGCCAAGGUCAACUACUCUCUCCAUUUUGAAGAUGAGCCAGCUUCUUUAAUAUUGCAUUUUAGAAUUCUCAACAAGUUUAUCUGAGACAUCCAGUAUUGUUCCCUCUACAGCAAUGUAAAUUAUGUUAUAUAAAAUUGUCGAGGGUUUCUUACAGGAUACUGGUCUCAAUUUUCAGUAAGAUAAUCAUGUUCAAGCACUUUUAAAUAAUAAUGUGUAUUUGGUAUACAUUAUACUGACAUAAGCAUUAUUUGCAUCUUAUAUUCUAAUUACAUUCAUGCGGAAGCACUAAGCCCAUAGGGGUCAUAUGAUGCCUGGAGAAUGGGAGGUAAUCAGGUUUGAUCUAACAAUGGUGACUGAUAAUUCCAAUCCCAUGGAGCAAGAGCCCUUCACCACCAUCAAGGCACCCCCUGAAGAAUGAAGGAAAGAUAGCAAUCAAUAGUAAGACAGUAUUGAUAAUAGCUCCAUGCAGCAAGUUUUAGACAGAGGGCUUGGGUAGUUUCCACAAGGGACAUGGUAUGGCAAUGCCAGUUGUUCAGGAAGAGAAAUUACAGGAAGGUGUAACAACUUACUAAAAGAGCAUUACAGAAUGUGACAGACUUUUUUUUUUUAUACAACACUGGCCACCUUCUACUGAGGUAGGGUGACCUUCACUCACUCCAUCACAGUCUUGCUAGACGUGUGCCAACAUUAUAGCUCAGAUCCCUCCUGCAAUAUCCCCACCCCUUCAGAAUGCAGGCACUGUAUUAACCACUUCAAGGACUCAAGUCCAGCUAACCAAUUUCCCUGAAUCCCUUCGUAAAUGUUACCUUGCUCACAUGUCAAGUUGCAAAAAUGGUCACUUAGCCUCCACUCCUGUCUAAAAAACACACACACACACACACUCUUGUUGGAUGUCCAGCAAAGAACAACUUUAAUUUCUCUUUCCUGGGGGGAAAUAGACAGGGGAAAACUGGCAGAUUAGCCAGGAAUGGGAUGAAAUGAUAAGAAAGUGAUCACUAUCUUGAUUAUUUACCAGCAUCCAGUCUAACUCCAGCACAACAAAAAUUUAAAUAUUUGAGAUCAGUAUAUAAUUGAGUCCCACUAUACACGUAUACGAUAAAAAGUACGUGUACUGUAUACAGGUAAUAAAGUUGCCAAUAGGACCCUUCACAAAAAAGAAUGGCAAUUGCAUUUAAAAUCCCCCGACCCAAAAGUAGGAUUGGUUCAGGUAAAGCUCCUCUCAAGGAAAGUGCCUUGAUGCUGGUAAGGGGAUCUUGAUCCAAGGAAUUUUGUCUUUCCAUAGAUCAAACCUGGUUGCCUCCCAUUUUUUCCAAGUGCUAUAUGACCCCCUACAGGUAGUGUUACUCCCACGAAUGUAAUAAUAAAAAGAGUCGGGCAAGGAUGAAUCUAGGUUUGCAUUGUGCGUAAUGGGAAGGAGACUGGUACCAAGAGCAAAUUUUUGUACCCUCCAAAUAAGCACAAGCUGUUGUACAAGCCACUGUUUGAAUUGACAGUCUGGUACAGGUUGGCCAUCACUAAUCUGGCAUCAUUGGGACCUAUAGUGUGCCGGAUUAAUGAGUUUGCCAGAUGACAGAGUGGUUAGGUUAGAAUACACUUAAUUAACCUAUCAAUAGAGAGACUGCUGAAAAUAAAUGGUAUAAAAUACCGACACAAUGGAAACAUAAACACACAUGCAGUUUAAUGUGAUCCUUUAUUGACCAAUAAAGGAUCACAUUAAACUGCAUAUGUGUUUGUUUCCAGAGACUCUGCUACAUCUUCCUCAUUUUCAUCACUGUUUUCUCCUCCACUGGCUUGCUGCUGUGGAUUUACAACCAUCUGCACAAUUUCUGUAUAUAAUGCUGAAUUUUGAGUCAGUAUAAUGAUGAAAUUUGAAAUUAUGCUAGCCAAAAUUAGUGCCAGAUUACUGAUGAAACCGGGUAACUGAUUACCGGAUUAGUGAUGGCCGCUCUGUACUGUAUAUGGAAUAGUCUUUAGAGUGUACUCAAAUUGUAAGAGGUAUCAAAACAAAGGCAGACAGGAAGGUCAAAAUGAUGAAUACAGUGGACCCCCGGUUAACGAUAUUUUUUCACUCCAGAAGUAUGUUCAGGUGCCAGUACUGACCGAAUUUGUUCCCAUAAGAAAUAUUGUGAAGUAGAUUAGUCCAUUUCAGACCCCCAAACAUACACGUACAAACGCACUUACAUAAAUACACUUACAUAAUUGGUCGCAUUCGGAGGUAAUCGUUAUGCGGGGGUCCACUGUAUUACUUUCUUGGAGGCAUACAGGAGGAAAAACUGGAAUAUAGCAUCCCUGUAUCCUUUUAUCUCCUGACUGUAAGUUUUGUGAUGCCAGUGAUGGGCUAUUGAUCCAAGGAAUUGGACCUGCCCUCUCCUUAGAUUGAACUUGAGUGCCUCCCAUUUCCCCAGGUGCUGUAUAGACUCCUGCAAGUUUAGCACUACCCAUGAAUGUAAUAAUAAUGUAUUUUCUAAUAUUUCAGUGUAAAAACUUAAAGGAGGUCCCAUAUUAUGAGAAAGGAGCUCUUUAUCUGAGGAAUCAGAUCUAUCCUCCUUACCCUUAUCAAAUUUGAUUAUCUCAACUCUCCCUCUCUCUAAUAGACCUCUUUAGUGGGGACAUUAUUUUUUUGUUUUUUUUCCCUUUUGUGAAAUCCAUCUAAACAGGAAAGUCACCACUGUCUGGUCUGUUCUAAUGUACUAGCUUCUGUUUGCAGUGGUAGUGAUGGGAAUUUGACCACCUUAGGGCAUGUCAGGUAACCCUUGGUGAAACUUCAGAAGGCUAUCAGGCACGAACUGAAGGUGUAGGACUCCUGGCAUUCUUGCUAGUUCACCACCCACUUCUAUUAUUAGACAACUGCACACUUAGUGCACUUGUCUAAACAAGUGGUUUUGUUAAACCUUGCUCAGUCAGUUCUAGAGGUACUGUCUUGGUGUUGUGCACCAGGUAUAGUGAAAGGUAGUUUCCAGGGAAUAGCAAGACUACCUGAUAGUCAUUAACCCUUUCAAUGUCGAAGCCCCUGAUCACAAACCUGCUCUGUGUCGAAAAAUAUUCGAAAAAAAAAACAAAAAAAAUUCUUGCCAAAAUUUUAAGAAUAUUUUUUGAGUGUUUUAAAAAUAUGCAAUCAGUACUUACCGAGAUAUAGAGGAGUGAAGUUGACAAAAAGUGAACCGCUUAUGGCAACAUCGACAACUUCCGCUCACUCGGUAAUAUUAUUUUUACUUUUAUUUUUUAAUAUUUUAUUUUUCAAGUAACUUUUGUGGCUGGUGAGACCAAUAUGUAUAAUGUGUAAUUUAUAUAUAUCCACUUGUUGUAUGCAACACAAUAACCACACAAACAUUAUCAUUAUAUUGUUUACAAAACCUGUUUACACAAACCAACAAUAAAAAAAAAGCUGUUCA
Molecule: messenger RNA, 4333 nt
Organism: Cherax quadricarinatus
Lineage: Eukaryota; Metazoa; Arthropoda; Malacostraca; Decapoda; Parastacidae
Product: mitochondrial protein C2orf69 homolog
Cellular component (GO): mitochondrion
Source: RefSeq, a predicted model, not a curated record